AUGACUGCUCAAGCUCAACGCACCCAUCCCCUUCACGCUUUAAGCGAGAAGGAGAUGCUUCAAGCUGCGGAUUUAGUAAGAGCACUCGUCAAGGCGAAGUCUGAUGGCAAGGAAGAGGUCAGGUUCAAACACACAACGCUCUACGAACCUCCCAAGUCCUUACUGCUUCCAUACUUGGAUGCUGAGAGCGAAGGUGUCCCUAUCUCUGCCCGGCCAUUCGUACCUAGAUGUGCUCAGGUCAUCUAUACCUUCCCUGGCAAGCCAGGUUUCACCGAAAGCAUCGUCAGUCUAGACACUGGGACCGAGGUCAAAUCGACCUUAUCCAAGCCUGGAGAUCAUGCCGGCUUCGACAGAGACGAGGUCAUCGCGUUCAACUAUGCCAUUCUAUCUCACCCUGAGGUCCUGGCAGCUAUCGAAAAGUUAGGUCUGGACCCCAACGUGACGGUUCAAUGCGACACUUGGCCAUUCGGCGCUGACAAAGACUCUUCAUUGGAGACCCCGAGGCUGGUUCAGGCUAUGCUUUACGCCCGCGCCCCGCAUAACCACCCGGAGAGUAACAUGUACUCUUACCCACUUCCCAUUUCUCCUGUCAUUGACUCCGUUGAUCUGAAACUUGUUCGAAUCGACCCUCUGCCAACAGGCGGCAAGGAGGACGGAGCAGCAAUCUCAACGGCACCAAAGGCUCCCCUUGCUCAUUGCACUGAGAACGAAUAUCACCCGGAUCUUCUGAGCGUCAACCUUCGGGACGACCUCAAGCCCCUUGUCAUUCAACAGCCUGAAGGACCCAGCUAUAAAGUCCAAGAUGGGAACUCUGUAUCUUGGCAGAAAUGGCGAUUUCGCAUUGGCUUCAACUGGCGAGAGGGCAUGACCAUUCAUGAUGUCAGGUAUGACGGGCGAAAGGUCUUCUAUCGCUUGAGCAUGAGUGAGAUGACGGUACCAUAUGGAGACCCUAGAUACCCAUAUCAUCGCCGACAAGCCUUUGAUCUCGGCGAUGCAGGUGCAGGACUGACAGCUAAUAACCUGAAGCUCGGUUGUGAUUGCUUGGGGCAUAUCAGCUAUUUUGAUGCGUUGCUCACAGCUUCUGACGGAAAGCCCUACGAGGCAUCUAACGUGAUUUGUCUGCACGAACAGGACGCUGGCAUCGGAUGGAAGCAUACUAAUGCCAGGACUGACGUCGCUGCCGUUACCCGAGCGCGAACUCUCGUGGUCCAGAGCAUCAUUACCGUCGGAAACUAUGAGUACGCAUUUUCCUGGCACUUCUGGCAAAACGGAACUAUCGAGUUCGAGACGAGGGCCACUGGAAUCCUUGCAACAAGUCUAAUCGCUGAGGGAAAGACGAGCCACUGGGGCAAUGUCGUUUCUCCCGGUGUUCUAGCCGCUAAUCACCAGCACCUCUUCAGCCUCCGCAUUGACCCAAUGAUUGAUGGUGUUGAGAAUACAGUCAUACAGGAAGACUCGAUUGGCUUGCCCAUAUCAGAGGAGAACCCCUACGGCAAUGCCUGGAAGCUGCACAAGACCUUUGUCGAAAAGAGCUGUGCCUUGGAUGCCGAUCCGCAGAAGAACCGAGUAUUCAAGAUCGUCAACGAGAAGAAAUUGAACCCCAUAUCCAAGAACCCAGUCGGCUUCAAGGUAGUAGCGCCACCAGCACAGCUCCUCAUGGCUGAUCAGGCCUCCCUUGUUCGCAAGCGUGCUCGCUUUGCAGAGCACCAUAUCUGGGUAACACGAUACAAGGACGACGAUCUGUGGGCGGGAGGCAAGUGGACCAACCAGAGCAUGAUAGAAAAGGACGGUGUGGCGGAUUAUGCGGCGCGGAACGAUAAUGUCCGAGGAGAGGAUCUGGUCGUGUGGGCGACCUAUGGACUCACGCACAAUCCGCGAGUUGAGGAUUACCCGGUUAUGCCUGCUGAGGCAAUCACGGUUGCGCUGAAGCCUGCAGACUUUUUUGAUCGCAAUCCAGCUCUUGACGUACCCCCUAGCACCCAGGCCGUCAACAAGAGUGUGCUAGUUCCCGCGAACGGCGCUAGCGAGGGGAACGAACAAGAAGUUUGCUGUCGAUGA
Fusarium redolens is the source of this 2058-nucleotide messenger RNA. RefSeq names its product copper amine oxidase. Lineage: Eukaryota; Fungi; Ascomycota; Sordariomycetes; Hypocreales; Nectriaceae. The transcript is spliced from 4 exons. Gene Ontology annotation, molecular function: primary methylamine oxidase activity; quinone binding; copper ion binding. The record is from RefSeq and is a predicted model, not a curated record. The coding region runs from base 1 to 2058 and encodes 685 amino acids. Gene Ontology annotation, biological process: amine metabolic process.